AUGCACCUGGCUGAAUCAGCAGGAGUCCAACACGCAGCUCCUAGAAGCGCUUCCGAAGCAGCAUCGGAGGCAGCGGAGACUACAACAAUUGCAAUUGCUGAAGCAGCUCAAACCGAAGUUGAUGAACCAGACGAGCCUGGCGAACCAUUGACUUUUCGAGAACAUCUGUGGGACCGCUUUGACGUGAUCUGGGGAUGGCGGAUGGGACCUACGCGAAGGAUGUUGGAGGGCUUCGUUUGUUGCAUGCGAGAACGUGCUCAGCUGGAACGUCAAUAUGCGAGGGGCCUCCUUCACUGCGUGGCCAAACUGCAGCAAACCACUUCGGAGGGAGCAGUACCUCUGCCAUUGGAAGCUGUUGUUAGCAACUUGCGGCAUCGAGCAGAGCAGUGCGCUGUCUUGGCGGAGGAACUUGACCAGGAGGUGGCCGAUACAAUGGAGAGGAUGUUGGAACAGCAUGCAGAGGUGUCUCGCCGUAUGCACUCUGAUGGUGUUUGCCUAAUGCGUCAUUGGCAAAGCGCUUCUCAAGGCUUUGAAGGAGCCGAGGAGAAAUAUCACCAGGCAUGCAGCGCAGCUGAGCUGGAAGCUGUGCAGUGUGCUGCUCUUUCGCCCUUGAAGCCUACUGAAUGGAAGCAGUGGGCUGAAAGAACAAUCCGAGCAUCGCGCCAGGCUGUUUCAGCUGAGAAAGACUUCCACAAGGUGCUGAAAAAAUUUAACACCUCGGUCGAGCUGCAGGAGAGGCAGAUGGCUCAUGUCCUGGAUGCUGCACAGGACAUGGAAGAGAAGCGAGCCAUGUGUUUCCAGGAUGCUGUCAUGAAGAUCGCAGUCUUCGACACGUCCUGGUUGCGGAAUGUGCAGUACGACAUUGAUUCUGGUGUCCAGGCUCUUGAAGACUGUGAUGGUUUGCAAGACUUGCAAGCUUUCAUGCGGCGGAAUCGUACAAAGGCGACGUUUCCGUCCAAGCAUCUUUCGAGGCCACCGUGGGAGAUGUGCGCGACGGAUCCCGCGGACGGAGACGCCAUUCGAUCCGAGUCCUCUGGAGCUUCGGAGCUGAUUUUGCGCAAGUCGCAGGAGUUGCAGCCAUUGGUGCGAAGCCUUUUGCGCAGAGGCUCCAAGCCUCACGAAGUUGACGCUGCAGAAUCCAACCUGCCCAGCCAGGAGGAGGUCUCAAAAUUGUGUGACCUUCUGGCUGGCCGAGCUUCUCAGCCGCUAGGGCUUGAAGGCGUCACCAGCGAGUGCCUUAUACGCACCGCAUUCUGUUUUGCCAUUCGGUCAGAACUGAGCUCGUCUGAGGCAUCUGUGCACAGCGCCGAGCCGCCACAGGCUGCAGAGCUUGGUGAAGAUGCCUUUGAGGUUGCAGUUUCACUCUUCCAGGCAGCGCUGGAUGGAGCGGACAAAGACUGUGACGUUUGGAACGGCAGGGAGCUAUUGGUUCUAGCCAAGUUCCUGCAGCUUGAGGAAUCACGCAAAGACGUCCUCCUCAGAGUGUACAAUCAUCCCCUAUGGAGUCGUGUGACCUUUUGGGAAGACUUGCUGCUGGCGGGCUUGGCAGAGGCCCAUUUCCAGCUCAUUCUGUCUAGAUGGGCUGCUCCAUCCAGAUUGCCAGAGUCUCUGUCAUGCCUUGCCACGUCUGUAGAUGCUGCAUCUGCCAAACGAGAGGUGCAGGAGGUCGUGAUGACCCCUUUCCUUCAGCGCUACAUGGCGUACAUGGUUUCUCUGGGCAUCAACUUUGAGCAGGCUCGUGGUUCUGCGAUGCGAACUCUGCGGAAACACGUGGAACUUCUUGGGACCAGCCACGAGGCCUAUCUUCAGCUCAUAACCCACGAAGCUGAUGCCAUGCCAUUGGCGAAAUGA
Cladocopium goreaui is the source of this 1851-nucleotide messenger RNA. NCBI's taxonomy places the organism in Eukaryota, Dinophyceae, Suessiales, Symbiodiniaceae. The record is from the annotation of a GenBank genome assembly.